Cebus imitator (Panamanian white-faced capuchin) is the source of this 2018-nucleotide messenger RNA. It is a transcript of the gene YIPF5, whose product is annotated as Yip1 domain family member 5. The transcript is spliced from 6 exons. Lineage: Eukaryota; Metazoa; Chordata; Mammalia; Primates; Cebidae. The record is from RefSeq and is a predicted model, not a curated record. Gene Ontology annotation, biological process: regulation of ER to Golgi vesicle-mediated transport; endoplasmic reticulum to Golgi vesicle-mediated transport; vesicle fusion with Golgi apparatus. Gene Ontology annotation, cellular component: trans-Golgi network; membrane. Bases 402 to 1175 code for a protein of 257 amino acids.
CGAGCGGGCAUGCCCCGGAAGCAGUUCUUUGGCCCUGUGACACGUAGCAACGGGGCUAGUUCAGGUUCUGAAACUGAGUUUGGGGAUUGUUUGGGACUGCUGAAGAUACUGCCUUUGCCGCCAGCGCAGCCUCAGCGUUUGGUGAGUGACCCAGGCCCGUGGCACACUGUUCAGCUUCUCUCCACAACUGUGCAAAUGGGCUUGUUGCCGUCUUUCGGCGCCGCGCCCUGGUCCUUUCGCUCAGACCCUCGCUCCCAUUCAAGCCCUUGCUCUGAUGCGGGCCCCUGCACCUCAGGCGCGACCUUCCAAGAUUCUGCACUUUCCUGGCAGGCGGCAGGCCUUAUGUUUCAAGGAAGCAGUCGCGUUGUCGGCUGUAAAGCCCUGUCCCAAGAUUAUUUGCAAUGUCCGGUUUUGAAAACUUAAAUACGGAUUUCUACCAGACAAGUUACAGCAUCGAUGAUCAGUCACAGCAGUCCUAUGAUUAUGGAGGAAGUGGAGGACCCUAUAGCAAACAGUAUCCUGGCUAUGACUACUCGCAGCAAGGCCGAUUUGUCCCUCCAGACAUGAUGCAGCCACAACAGCCAUACACUGGGCAGAUUUUCCAGCCAACUCAAGCAUAUACCCCAGCUUCACCUCAGCCAUUCUAUGGAAACAACUUUGAGGAUGAGCCACCUUUAUUAGAAGAAUUAGGUAUCAAUUUUGACCACAUCUGGCAAAAAACACUAACAGUAUUACAUCCAUUAAAAGUAGCAGAUGGCAGCAUCAUGAAUGAAACUGAUUUGGCAGGACCAAUGGUUUUUUGCCUUGCUUUUGGAGCCACAUUGCUACUGGCUGGCAAAAUUCAGUUUGGCUAUGUAUAUGGGAUCAGUGCAAUUGGAUGUCUAGGAAUGUUUUGUUUAUUAAACUUAAUGAGCAUGACAGGUGUUUCAUUCGGUUGUGUGGCAAGUGUCCUUGGAUAUUGUCUUCUGCCCAUGAUCCUACUUUCCAGCUUUGCAGUGAUAUUUUCUUUGCAAGGAAUGGUAGGAAUCAUUCUCACUGCUGUGAUUAUUGGAUGGUGUAGUUUUUCGGCUUCCAAAAUAUUUAUUUCUGCAUUAGCCAUGGAAGGACAGCAACUUUUAGUAGCAUAUCCUUGUGCUUUGUUAUAUGGAGUUUUUGCCCUGAUUUCUGUCUUUUGAACUGAAUUUAUCUGGAAUGUGGACAUCAGUGGGCCAAAUGUGCAAAAAGGACCUUGAGCUCUUAAAUUGGACCAGUGAAACUGCUGCAGUACAACUCUUAUGCAGAUUUACAUUUGACUGUUGGAGCAAUGAAAGUAAACGUGUACCUCUUGUUCAUUUUUAUAGAACUUUGAAUACUAUAUUGGGUUUAUCUGCAGUGCGACUAGCUUUAAAUGUUUGUGUUUAUACAAAUAAGAAAUGCUAUUUCUUUCCGGUUCCUGCAGCCUUUGAAAAACCUUUUCUUUGCAAAUUAUAAUGUUUUUGAUAGAUUUUUAUCAACUGUGGGAAACCAAACACAAAGCUGAUAAUCUUUCUUAACAACAACCCAGACAUAGUAAAGAAGACUUACUGCAAAAAAUAUUUUUCUGAGGAUUUAGGAAAGAAAAAUUGCCUUUUAUUCUCAAGUUCAGGUACACUCAAAGCAAAAAAGUGAUCCAAAUGUAGAGUAUGAGUUUCCACUCCAAAAAUUUGACAUUACUGUAAAUUAUCUCAUGGAAUUUCUGCUAAAAUUCAGAGCUAUAGGAAGUUCACAGUCUACCUUAUUGUAGACAUGAAAUGUGAACACUUAUUUAGAUAUUAGUGUUAACUAAAGCUUAGUGACCUGGAAUGGUUGCAUUGAUGCUCAUGGUUGGGUCUCCACAUUUCCCAAAAAAGAAAAAAAAUCACUAACCUUUUUCGAGAAAAAUACUUAAAGUUUUACAGUUUCAGUAUUGCAGUUAUCAAUGUAAAGUACAUUUGAAUGCUUAUUAAUUAAAACUUUCUCAAUUAAUUUUAACUGUGUUGUUGAGUUUACUUUUACUAAAC